GUUUCCAUCUGGCUAGGAGCACGCGACGAGAGCAUGGAGUCCAUCAUGGAGAACCUCAUCGGGUCCUACGACCAGCGCAACGCCAAGGCGUGGCGCGACGAAGACAUGACCCAGCGCAGCCAGGAGCUGCAGUGGCGCCAGGACGACCUUCGCCGCGAGAACGAGUGGCGCAUCGAAGACAUUCGCCGCCUCCGCAUCCAGGCCAAGCUCGAGAACGAACGGCGCCAAGCAGAUACGCGCGCGGAACAGCUCUCGGCCAUCUCGGAGCUCGGCGCGCUCCUCGGCGGCUUUGCGCUCGUCUCGAUCAUCAACGUCAACGUGCCCACGGACAUUGACUUGACGCUGCUGGCGGUCUAUGGCUGCGUCUCCGCCCUCACGAUCUGCUGCAUGGUCAUUUCGCUCAUCAUGUGCGCGAUUCUACUCCUCGCCGUCACACGCUACUCGGCCCAUGAGCUCGAGUACGACGUUCGGAUCCUCAAGGACGAGGAGAUUGACAUGGACUCGCCGUUCCACAUUUGGUGGCUCAAGAAAUGCGAGACCGACUGGGCACUCGGCUACCUCCUCUUUCGAACUGGCGUCACGCUCUUCCUCAUUGAGCUCGGCGUCGUCUCGUGGGUCCAAUACAACUUGUACCAGACGACGUCGAUUAGCAUCUCGAUCGUCGCGGCCAUUGGUAUUCUCAUCUGGCAAUUCCGCAUUCUGAGCCGAUGGCGCUACCUCAUGAAGCUGCCUGCGAUCGAGGUGCACGGGCCCAUUGACAUCACGGUCACGGCCGCGUCACCACGCCGAGCGCACUAGCGUAAUGGUCUAGAAACACGCAAGCGUUGUCUGUCG
Saprolegnia parasitica CBS 223.65 is the source of this 834-nucleotide messenger RNA. RefSeq lists its product as hypothetical. Gene Ontology annotation, molecular function: store-operated calcium channel activity. The record is from RefSeq and is a predicted model, not a curated record. Gene Ontology annotation, biological process: store-operated calcium entry. NCBI's taxonomy places the organism in Eukaryota, Oomycota, Saprolegniomycetes, Saprolegniales, Saprolegniaceae. Bases 34 to 798 code for a protein of 254 amino acids. Gene Ontology annotation, cellular component: membrane. The transcript has 4 exons.